Molecule: messenger RNA, 2781 nt
Organism: Toxorhynchites rutilus septentrionalis
Lineage: Eukaryota; Metazoa; Arthropoda; Insecta; Diptera; Culicidae
Product: protein spartin
Exons: 3
Coding region: 730-2451 (573 amino acids)
Biological process (GO): cell division; negative regulation of BMP signaling pathway
Cellular component (GO): plasma membrane
Source: RefSeq, a predicted model, not a curated record
CGCGGAUAUCAUCAAUGACGAUUCGUCAGUCUGUCGGUGUUUUCCAAUGAAGCCACUGCAAAGAAAAAUCAUACCGAUGUGAAGCAAAUGUUUGUUUUGUACCGUAUUCUUAUAAGAAUCUCAUUACCAGCCAAUCUCCUCAAUGGCUUAAUUGGGCACUCACGUUCAUAAAAUAACAUUGCACAAGCUACCAGAGCGAGUGCUCUCGGCACAAAUAAACGUCGUCCUUGAAAGUGGCUCCUAGGCUUCUUUUUUUUUCGAAAGUUUAAUAUGAAAUAGUUCACCGCAAAACAACAUUGUAAUUGUGAAUCAUAUUCAUCUGGAUCCGAAGUGUGUCGACAAUAAUAACAUUAAUUGAAGCGCAGUAUUACAUCAGAUUCGUAAAGCUUAAUUUCUUUAGUUGAUUUAAUAGUGAAAAUUUCACUAAACUUUAUUAUUUAAUAAUAAGGUUUUGGUAUCUUUAGAUGCUUUUUCUGUAUAAAAAGCCUCGCAAAAACCUGCCAUUAAAAAAAUGAAAACCUGAUAAACACAACUUGUUGCAUAGAUUUCAGAUGUUUCGAAACAUUUUGUCUCGCGCAUGAGUAUAACAACACUAGGGGGUUCCUUUGCUGACUCAGCUUUCUCAUAGGUUGUACUCCGUAUGGAAUCAAAUUACAGAUUUCCGCAUGAAUCAACUUAGCAUUAAAAUUAGAUUAUACACUCAGAACCGAAUAGCCCUCUCUCGUCAACAUGGCCGAAGAUCCGGCGUCUCAGUGGGAGCGCACCUAUGCCAGCAUUAAAUGCGCCCACGAUAAUGCGUACCGCCUCAUCGAGCGCGCCAUCAAGUUUGAGGAACGCGAGCGACCGGAUCUAGCCCUGAAGGAGUACCGCGAUGGCAUCGGGGCCAUCGAUGAGGCGCUUUCCAUUCCGGUGGAGAUUCCAGACAAUUUUCUGAAAGACCAAAACUGGGAUCGGGCAGUGAAAAUGAUACACAAAAUGAAGUGCACCCGAGGCGAGGUGCAGCAGCGGAUUGCGCUGAUUGGGGGUAAGAUAGAUAGUGGUGAACGGAAUGGUGAAACGGCAAACGGUAGCGACGACAUGUUAAGGCCGAGAACGUACACGGAGCUGGCUCAGGCUUUGCAAGGAUUGCAGCAGACCGGCAGUGGUGAAUGCCAGGAAGGUGACGACGAUAGCCUGGAGCUGUUAUUCUCCUGCGAUGGAGUAAAGAUGUAUUACAUCGAACCAGAUGGUGUGGUGUCGAGAACGUUGGAGGAUUCCACGUUACGUAUCAUCAGAAUCAGAAAGGACGACGUGAAAAAAUUAGAAAGUACAGUUUUUGUUCAGGUCAUUCCUAUGUCUGCCUCAACGAGGAUACAGGAUGCCGAACAGCCAAUCGAUCGGGCCAUCGAAGCUGUAGAGGACGUUAUUCUCGUUGAACCAGUUGAAGAAGAGCGCGGUGUCGAUCCAUCCUUCAUUUAUCCGUUGAUACCAGGAGUGUCACCAUACUAUCGGACGGAGUACGGUGCGUUUAUAAUCCCGGAUUUGAGUAGCAUCGACGGUCGCACAAUUGGUUUGGUGAUACCUCCGGGUGCUGACGAAGUUGUUCUGGAAAUUUUUGUCGCCUUACACCGGCUUCGAACGCAAGGAAGGGAACCAGAAGAACGUGCUAAACGUAGCACUAGUGCAACCGUGUCGGUCAACAUUAUCAAAGGAGCAUUCUACGUAUCGAAAGGAUUGGUGAAGGGAGCGGAAAAGACAGGAGAGCUUAUCUCCUACAGUACUCCUUACCUGAUUUCGAAGAUCCAAAAAUCCCCCGAUGAAGCACCCGCCGAUGUUCCCGGCAACGUUAAAACUGGUAUUGAAAUAGCAAAAUCCGUUACAGGUUCUGCGGUGAGCGUGACCAAUUAUGUGGCUGGAAAGGUGAGCUCGGCUACGAUGGCUCUGGGACGAUACCUUGCGCCACACAUCCAGAAGCACGGCUCAAACCUUCUUUCCUACAGCACCGGUAUGAGUGAGAAUGACGCAUCGGACAGAGUUCGGGGAGCGCUCACGAUUUGCGCUGGCGCUGUUGAGGGUUUCGGAACGGUUUACGCUGGUCUUGAGCGGUCCGCUGCUAUUCUGGGCAGGAGUUUGAGUAACAGCACAGUUAAGAUUGUGCACCACAAAUACGGCCCAGACGCAGGUCAGGUGGUAGGAAGCUCUUUGGACACCGUCGGCAAUAUGAUUAACGUCAGCCAGAAUAUGAACCUCAUGACACCAAAGGGACUCGCUAAGAAGUCUGCGAAAAAUGCCGGGAAAGCAUUGUUUUCUGAGUACCGACCACCAAUACCGGAGGUCGAUAAUGCCGAUAUGGAAGGUGCAUCAACAAGCGGUGCCACAGGUGGAGUUGUCACCUCCGGCCAGCGCCUGGUGCCUGCGGCAGUUUUGUAUCCAGAUUUAUCAGGCCUUGCCAGGGAAGUUGCGAACGAGUAAUUUUUUUUUAGAAACUCAUAGGGAUAGGUUAGGGGGCAACAAUAAUUAUAAUUCUUGUUGAGUAUUGGUUUGAAAAUUGGGAUGCUCUUAGGUGUGAUUAAAUUUCAGAAAGUUGAUGAAUCCACAAAUGCUUUAUUAUAUAAACUCAUAAACUAGAUCUGAUACAAAAAUGUUAUUCUAAUUGUUAUCCGGAAAUAUCGAGCUGAGCCAAAGACUCUUGUAAAUUGAUGUGGAAAUGUAUAACACUGCUUCAAAGAAUGACAUUUAGGAUAUGUUAUUUCAGUACUGUAUCUGGCGAUUAUGUAAUAAAAAAGUAUAUUGAACAAAUAA